AGAACGCUCUCGCGAGAGCCCGGCCUGCGAUCUUGUGGCCGCCCCCUGUUCCCCGACCUCCCGGCUGCGCUGCAGGGUCAGCUUCGCUCGGCCUCGGCGUCACUCUUCUCUCCCCGGCGCUCCCGGCUCGGCCGCCUUCCACCUUCUGCCCGGCCUAGGCCGCAGCCCCGGGCCCGCGUCGCGCUGCCCCCUAUGGGCCCCGGCUGAGGAGCCGCCGCCGGCCGUGGAGCCCUGAUGCUGGCCCGGAGGAAGCCGGUGUUACCGGCGCUCACUAUCAAUCCUACCAUCGCCGAGGGCCCGUCCCCCACCAGCGAGGGCGCCUCCGAGGCAAACCUGGUGGACCUCCAGAAGAAGCUGGAGGAGUUGGACCUGGAUGAACAGCAGAGGAAGCGGCUGGAGGCCUUCCUUACUCAGAAGGCUAAGGUCGGUGAGCUCAAGGAUGACGACUUUGAGAGGAUCUCAGAACUGGGUGCUGGCAAUGGCGGAGUGGUCACAAAGGCCCGGCAUAGGCCGUCAGGCCUCAUCAUGGCUAGAAAGCUGAUCCACCUGGAGAUCAAGCCGGCCGUGCGCAACCAGAUCAUCCGGGAGCUGCAGGUUCUGCACGAGUGUAAUUCGCCCUACAUCGUGGGCUUCUACGGGGCCUUUUACAGCGAUGGCGAGAUCAGCAUCUGCAUGGAGCAUAUGGAUGGUGGCUCACUGGACCAGGUACUGAAGGAGGCCAAGCGGAUCCCUGAAGACAUCUUGGGGAAGGUCAGCAUUGCGGUGCUCCGGGGUCUGGCGUACCUCCGAGAGAAGCACCAGAUCAUGCAUAGAGAUGUGAAGCCCUCCAACAUCCUGGUGAACUCUCGUGGGGAGAUUAAGCUGUGCGACUUUGGGGUGAGCGGCCAGCUGAUCGACUCCAUGGCCAACUCGUUUGUAGGGACGCGCUCCUACAUGUCCCCAGAGCGGCUGCAGGGCACCCACUACUCUGUGCAGUCGGACAUCUGGAGCAUGGGGCUGUCGCUGGUGGAGCUGGCCAUCGGGAGGUACCCCAUUCCCCCACCUGAUGCCAAGGAACUAGAGGCCAGCUUUGGCCGGCCUGUAGUGGACGGGGCAGAUGGAGAGCCCCAUAGUGUCUCACCGCGGCCCAGGCCCCCUGGACGCCCCAUCAGUGUAGGUCAUGGGAUGGACAGCCGACCGGCCAUGGCCAUCUUUGAGCUGCUGGACUACAUAGUGAAUGAGCCACCUCCCAAGCUGCCUAGUGGUGUGUUCAGCUCAGACUUCCAGGAGUUUGUGAAUAAAUGCCUCAUUAAGAACCCAGCAGAUCGAGCAGACCUGAAGCUGCUGAUGGCCCCUAAGAAAGAAAGCCAUGCUAGGCACAGAUGUGAGCACCCCUGCUCCACCCCAGAGACUCAGAGAUGAACACAGAAGUCCAUACCCACCAUGCCAGUAUUGAGAAGGCCAGCUCAGGCACACACCCAUCUCCCCAGCACUCUGGGAGGUGAGGCAAGAAGAUCAACAUUUCAGGGUCAUCUUUGACUAUAUAGAAGUUCAAGGCCAGCUUUGGCUACAUGAGCACUGCUUCAAAAAGAGAAAGCGGCAGUUGGGUGGUGCUCUCACACACCUUUAGCCCCAGCACUCAGGAGAUAGAGCCAGGCAGAUCUCUGAGUUUGAGGCCAGCCUGGUCUGCAGAGUGAGUCCAGGUCAGCCAGGGCUACACAGAGAAACCCUGUCUCAAAAAGCAAAACAAAAAACCGUAGACAUCCAAGAUAGGGGAGUGGUGUGAGUGGCCUUGCUCCCUGUGACCCUCUCUCAUGGCCUCCUGUGUCCUUUCCACCUAAGUCUACCCUGCCAGAGAGUCAGCAGUAGGGUCCUAGGGGCCAGCCUUCUAACUCUGGAAACCUGCCUCAGGCUCUCAUAGUCACAGGCUGGAUCAGAGACCGCCAGGCCACCUGAGCAGGCCUGGUUCUCAGGCUGUGACUGAUGCUCUGC
Mastomys coucha (southern multimammate mouse) is the source of this 1971-nucleotide messenger RNA. RefSeq names its product mitogen-activated protein kinase kinase 2 (gene Map2k2). The transcript is spliced from 11 exons. The record is from RefSeq and is a predicted model, not a curated record. Gene Ontology annotation, molecular function: ATP binding; protein kinase activity. The coding region runs from base 235 to 1401 and encodes 388 amino acids. Lineage: Eukaryota; Metazoa; Chordata; Mammalia; Rodentia; Muridae. Gene Ontology annotation, biological process: protein phosphorylation.